This is a messenger RNA of Hyphopichia burtonii NRRL Y-1933, 1715 nucleotides long. RefSeq names its product RNA-dependent ATPase (gene DBP3). The transcript has a single exon. The record is from RefSeq and is a predicted model, not a curated record. The coding region runs from base 11 to 1645 and encodes 544 amino acids. Gene Ontology annotation, cellular component: nucleolus. Gene Ontology annotation, molecular function: RNA binding; RNA helicase activity; ATP binding. Lineage: Eukaryota; Fungi; Ascomycota; Pichiomycetes; Serinales; Debaryomycetaceae. Gene Ontology annotation, biological process: rRNA processing.
AAGGAAUAUAAUGGCCAAGGAUCACAAGGAUAAAAAGAGAAAGAACGAAGAGGAAGAUGUUUCUGUGAAGAAACAUAAGUCCGAAAAGAAGGAUAAGAAAGAAAAGAAGGAGAAGAAAGACAAGAAGGAGAAGAAAGACAAGAAGGAAAAGAAGGAUAAGAAGGAUAAGAAGGAUAAGGAAGAAAAGAAGGAUAAGGAAGAAAAGAAGGAUAAGAAAGAAAAGAAGGAUAAGAAAGAAAAGAAAGAAAAGAAACUUGAUAUCGCACAAGUUCCUCAAGGAAAAGCUCUUUCUUCAGCAGGAUACACUCAAUCAGAAUCGUUAACCAAAUUACCGGAAUCAGAAAUCAAGGACUUUUUGACUAGUAAUGAAGUCAGUAUCGAAGAUCCUCACUCAUUGAACUUGAGACCGUUAUUAUCAUUUGAUCAGAUUGACUUGGAUUCCAAAGUUUCUUCGGUUAUUAAUAAGUUUCCAAAACCAACCCCAAUUCAAUCAGUUUCAUGGCCAUUUUUAUUAAGUAAUAAAGAUGUGAUUGGUGUUGCAGAAACUGGUUCAGGUAAAACAUUUGCAUUCGGGGUGCCAGCAAUUAAUAAUAUCUUAACCUUGAAUAAAAAGGGAUUGAAAGUUUUAUGUAUUUCACCAACUCGUGAAUUGGCUUUACAAAUCUAUGAUAAUUUAGUUGAAUUAACCGCAAAUACCGAUAUUAAUUGUGUUGCAAUUUAUGGUGGUGUUUCAAAAGAUGAUCAAGUUAAAAAAUUAAGAAAUGCAAAUGUAGCCGUUGCCACCCCUGGUAGAUUGGUUGAUUUAUUGAAUGAUGGCUCGGUUGAUUUAUCUUCGAUUGAUUAUUUAGUUCUAGAUGAAGCUGAUAGAAUGUUAGAAAAAGGUUUUGAAGAAGAUAUUAAAGCCAUCAUUGGCUCCACUCCUGAUAAAUCAAACAGACAAACUCUUAUGUUCACCGCUACUUGGCCAAAAGAAGUUAGAGACUUGGCUUCAACUUUUAUGAAUCAACCAAUUAAAGUCAGUAUUGGUGAUCGUGAUGAAUUGGCUGCCAAUAAAAGAAUUACUCAAAUCGUCGAAGUUAUUGAACCUUAUGAUAAAGAAAAAAAAUUAUUACAAUUAUUGAGUAAAUAUCAAUCUGGUAAUCAUAAAAAUGAUAAAAUCUUAAUUUUUGCAUUAUAUAAAAAAGAAGCUGGUAGAAUUGAAAGUUUAUUACAUAGAAAUCGUUAUAACGUUGCUGCCAUCCAUGGUGAUUUAUCUCAACAACAAAGAACUCAAGCCCUUAACUCUUUCAAAAAAGGUGAAUCCAAUUUAUUAUUAGCAACCGAUGUUGCUGCUAGAGGUUUAGAUAUUCCAAAUGUUAAAGUCGUCAUCAACUUAACUUUCCCCUUAACCGUCGAAGAUUACGUUCAUAGAAUCGGUAGAACCGGGAGAGCUGGCCAAUACGGUACUGCCCACACCUUAUUCACCGAACAUGAAAAACAUUUAAGUGGUGGGUUGAUGAAUAUCUUAAGAGGUGCUAAUCAACCAGUUCCAGAAGAAUUAUUGAAAUUCGGUGGCCACACCAAAAAGAAAACCCACUCUGCUUAUGGUGCCUUCUACAAAGACGUCGACAUGACUAAAACAGCUAAGAAAAUCAAAUUCGAUUAAACAUUUCCCUUCUUGUUUGUAUAUAUAGUUCUCUAAUAAAACAGUUUUUUUGCAGUAAAUACAAUCCGGU